AUGACCUCAGAGGCAACGUCGCCGAAGAGGCGACACAUAUUAUCCUCAAUAAACCCAGAUCGUCGUUCAGCUUCACCCAAGAUAGAAAAUGACAAUACACCUCCCGCUGAGACCCCACCUCCAGAGCCGCAGCCAAAUUUAGAGCAGGAAGACCCAGAAGCUACGGAGCUAAAGGAUAAGAAGACAAGCAGAUUCCGCUUUAAAUCUAAGCGCUCGCGACACCAUCGGCAUUCCUCCCGAGACCGCGACCGCGAUGAUGACUACGAACAUGAAGAUGAAGCCGAACCACACCGUCAUCACCACAGACACAGGCAUCGUCACCACCACCACCAUAAGCAUAAGCGGCGACGCACACGCUCACCCACACCUCCCAACCCCUUCGAACCACCCCCUCUCGGCUCCGAAGCCGCGUUCCGAGAAUCUCUCUUCGACGCAAUGGCAGACGACGAAGGCGCAGCGUAUUGGGAAGGCGUAUACGGACAGCCGAUUCAUAUCUAUCCCCAGGCGCGGUCCGGGCCAGACGGGGAACUAGAGCGCAUGGACGACGACGAGUACGCGACGUACGUGCGGCAGAAGAUGUGGGAGAAGACGCACCAGGGUCUGCUAGAGGAACGGGCGCGCCGCGAGGAGCGCCGGAAACAACAAGAUCGAGAGGAGGAUGAGGCCAGGAGGCUCACGCGCGAGAUGGAGCGGAGCUUGCGCAGGGGCGAGGAGAGGCGCAGGAGAAAGGGUUGGAAAGAGCGCUGGGAGGAGUAUGCACAGGCUUGGAAGGAGUGGGAUGGGACGCCGGAGCAUAUGGCAUGGCCGGUGCGGAGUGGACGGCGUGAGGAUGUGGGUGCGGAUGCUGUAAGAGACUUUUUCGUCAUGGGUAUUGACCCUAAGGACGUUGGAGAAACGGAGUUCCUAGCGAAGCUGAAAGAAGAACGUGUUCGGUGGCAUCCGGACAAGAUACAGCAGCGACUUGGCGGGCAGGUCGAUAGCGCCGUCAUGCGCGAUGUUACGGCGGUCUUCCAGAUCGUGGAUAAGCUGUGGUCAGAUACUCGGUCUAAGGUGCAAUGA
This is a messenger RNA of Daldinia childiae, 1059 nucleotides long. RefSeq lists its product as uncharacterized. Gene Ontology annotation, biological process: canonical NF-kappaB signal transduction. The record is from RefSeq and is a predicted model, not a curated record. NCBI's taxonomy places the organism in Eukaryota, Fungi, Ascomycota, Sordariomycetes, Xylariales, Hypoxylaceae. The transcript has a single exon. Bases 1 to 1059 code for a protein of 352 amino acids.